This is a messenger RNA of Monascus purpureus, 3171 nucleotides long. The record is from the annotation of a GenBank genome assembly. NCBI's taxonomy places the organism in Eukaryota, Fungi, Ascomycota, Eurotiomycetes, Eurotiales, Aspergillaceae.
CUCUCUCUCUGGCAAUGUAGCAGAGCUGUAAUACCUGAUGCUGGAUGCUGGACUGAGCAGUAUGACGCGUAAAGCCACGUGACCCGCCGGAUUCCACCUUCCCAACCUCCUGUUGAUCGAACUUGAUCUUCAUCUUCAUCUCCUUCCCCACGGAACGCGCAAGAGCUCCAGCUUCGUCUUGCAUAUCAUUGUCCACUAAUUUACGCUCUAGUGUAGAAUUGCCUCUAGAGUCGGGGAUUGAGCAUGAUGGUUGCUCCAGCAGAACCUCGCGCGCCAGGAGCAUUCCCAGCUCCCAAAGCCUCAUAUAUGAGCUCAUACGGACCUGAAUCCUGAUCCACACAGCCAGGGGAGAUCUGCGUCAAUUGUCAGCUGCGAUGGAUGCUGCACAUGCUAGGGAAAUUGCUAUCCACCGUGACUGACCAUUUCCAGCCCAGCAGCCAUGACUUCUCAUUCUUUUUUGAAUCAACUUCUCUUCUUUACCCAUGUCUGGCCAUUACACUUUGUAUGAUCAUCUGUUAUCUCUUGUCGUUUAUUCUACUUCACAAGGUUUACUGACUGGCCUGCCGGUGUCUGUGGCCAGUCCUCGUUCCUUCGUGGAUUGAUAUUCUUUCCUUCUCCGCUUUUUGGUACCUUCGGGUUCGCACAUCAUGCUGGUUCAUCUUCCCUAUUCGGGCUCCCUGCUUUUAAUACUUGUAGUGUCAACAUUUGCACUGCACGCCAGUCCCUGGGCCGGUUCCCGUGAACAUGGCGGCUACCUGUCUCAUCGCCACUCUCAGAGCCUACGAUCGAGAUCGCCUACUGACGUGAGCCCCAAUAGUGAUGCGACCACGAGUUCAUCUCAUCGGUUUUGGUACGAAGUCAUCGCCCACAAUGGUGAGGCCUCCUUCAUGGACCCUUCCCAAAAGUCCAAUUACAAGGUGUUCCGGAACGUCGUGGCCGAUUUUAAUGCCGACAACACCGGCCAGAGUGAUGCGUCGGCAGCCAUCCAGAAGGCCAUCGACACCGGUGCUUCGAACGGACCGGGCCGCAACACCAAGAAACUUGGUACAACUAGUCAGCCGGCGGUAGUGUACAUCCCCAGUGGCACCUAUCUGCUGCGAAACAGCUUGCAGUUGUAUCUCGGGACAGUUGUCGUGGGAGACCCCAUAAACCCGCCUGUGCUCAAGGUGGCUUCAGGAUUUUCCCCUGACUUCGUGGUCCGUGCCAAGGAUCCCAACUAUGGUGGUACAGAUAACUUCUUUGUGGGGUUUAAGAAUAUAGUCAUUGAUUCCACCGAUGUACAUCCGGACCAGACGUUGACCCUCCUGGACUGGACCGUUAGUCAGGCGACGCAGUUGACGAAUGUUUUUUUCAAUAUGCCGAAUGACUCGACGGGGCAUGUCGGCUUGAGCACAUUGUCGGAUUCGAAUAGUAAUUUGAUCUUGAAUGAUCUCCGAUUCCAUGGCGGACGCGUUGGUGUGGAACUUGCUGGACAGCAAUGGGUCUUCAAGAACAUGACGUUCAGCGGCACCGCCACCGGGGUUCUUGCCAGAGGGUUCGAUUUGGUUUUCCUCGGAUGCCAUUGGGAAAACGGUCAUUUCGGUAUUAAUGCUGAGUCUGUAACUGGGUCUCUAACGGUCAUUGAUUCUAGCGGGACGAACUUGGUCUCACUGCUCAAGUCUCCUGAUUCCUCUACCUCAGGAAGCCCUAUCAUUCUCGAGAACAUUCGCAAUGAUGGAACAACAGUCACUCUUGCUGAUAAAAAAGCUCUAAUUGGCGAUGUCUUUGAUACUUGGAUUCACGGUGACCUGUACUACCCAGGCCACGGUUCUGGCAACCAUGUCGAUAGAAAAAUAGUUCCUACAAAACGCAGCCCUUCCCUUCUCGGUGAUGAGGGCCGCUAUUUCACCAUGCGCCCUCCAACCUACGAGGAGUACCCGGUCGACUUUUUCGUCAACGUCAAGGAGGUCCCGGAGUACCCUGUCCACGGCGACGGUGUAACGGAUGAUACGGUAAGCAUCAAUGCAAUUUUGGCUGAAAACGCCGGCUGCAAGGUGGUUUAUUUCCCUGCCGGCACGUAUAUUGUCACCGGAACUGUGUUCGUACCAGCUGGAUCCCGCAUUGUUGGAGAUGCCUUCGCUUCCGUCAUCAGCGCACUGGGCCCGAACUUUAAGAACGAAAAUGUACCGGUCACCAUGGUCCAGGUAGGAAAUCCGGGAGAUGUAGGCGUUGCGCAAUUCAGCGACAUGAUGUUUACCGUGGCUGAUAUCCUGGAAGGAUGUAAAUUGGUAUGUCUGAGUUUACGCCUCAAAUUUAUCUAGUCUUGGCCACUAGCAGGCUAAUGUCGCAGGUCGAGAUAAAUAUUGCUGGCUAUAACCAUGGUGACGUCGGCCUCUGGAACACGCACUUCCGUAUCGGUGGCUCAAAAGGCUCCAAAGUCAGAACUGAGUGUGGUGGCUCACCGUCCUCCUGCAAGGCAGCCUGGGCCCUACUUCACCUAACUGCAACCUCGUCCACAUAUAUUGAAAACAUGUGGGGCUGGACCGCCGACCACGAUCUCGAGCUCGACGGCCACGUGAAGCAGAACAUCUCCACGGCCCGGGGUGCUCUCAUUGAAGCCAGGGGAGGAACAUGGUUGGUUGGAACUGGCUUUGAACACCAUACGUUAUAUCAGUAUAACUUUUACAAGGCAUCGAAUAUCUUUGCGGCACUACAGCAGUCAGAGACUCCUUACUGGCAGGGUGUGGGGAGUCCGGAUCUGGCACCAGCUCCAUGGACUUCAGCGCUGAUAGAGAGCGAUCCUUCUUUCCAGAACUGCUACCCUGAUGAUAGUACAUGCCGCAUGGCCUGGUUCGAGCAGAUCCAGGAAUCGUCGAACCUGUUUCUGUACGGGGGUGGCGUAUGGACCUUUUUCAACGCUAACGGAAAUUGCCGUGGCUGGUGCCAAAAGAAUGCGAUCCGAGUAGCGAAUGCGAAGGAUGUAUACUUGUACGGCACCAACACACAUAAUAUUGCCAACAUGAUAUUGGAGGGGCCUGUGGUGGUUGCACCGGCUGAUCGGCACGCUGGUGGUUGGGGAGGUGUGAUUGCAGGGAUGUUCCUUGGUUGAUUCUGUUGGUGGCCUUGUGUAUUCGUAUAGUGUAUAAAAUAGAGCAGACGCAGCAUAGCAAAUGAAUGGUAAUAGGCAUGUGC